This is a messenger RNA of Mobula hypostoma (lesser devil ray), 1438 nucleotides long. RefSeq names its product G-protein coupled receptor 12-like. Gene Ontology annotation, biological process: adenylate cyclase-activating G protein-coupled receptor signaling pathway; regulation of metabolic process. NCBI's taxonomy places the organism in Eukaryota, Metazoa, Chordata, Chondrichthyes, Myliobatiformes, Myliobatidae. The record is from RefSeq and is a predicted model, not a curated record. The transcript is spliced from 2 exons. The coding region runs from base 142 to 1119 and encodes 325 amino acids. Gene Ontology annotation, cellular component: plasma membrane; cytoplasm. Gene Ontology annotation, molecular function: sphingosine-1-phosphate receptor activity.
GCUGCGAUACAAAAGCACUCGGCAGCCACGGAUGAGGCAGAGAGGCAUCGGCGAGAGCCCGGAGUCCCCUCACGCCGCAAAGCCCCCGCUCUGCAAACUGGCUCCGAUGUGCAACAUCUGAACCAGCAGGUCGCUCCCGCAAUGAACGAGAAUAUCUCCAGGAGCUCGGCGGAUGCUCUGCCCGGCUGGUUCGCUGCCGGCGAGGAGCGGGCGACGUUAGACCUGGCGGCCCAGGAGCCCUCUCUCAAUCCCUGGGAUAUUGUGCUGUGCGUCUCCGGGACGGUCAUCUCCUGCGAAAACGCCGUGGUGGUGGCGAUCAUCUUCUACACGCCGGCCCUGCGGACCCCCAUGUUCCUGCUGGUCGGCAGCCUGGCCACGGCGGACCUCCUGGCCGGCCUGGGACUCAUCGUUCACUUUGUAUUCCUGUACUGCCUUCAGUCGGAGCUUGUCAGCCUUGUCACCGUGGGUCUGUUAGUCUGCUCCUUCACCGCCUCUAUCUGCAGCCUACUCGCCAUCACCGUGGACCGCUAUCUGUCCCUGUACAACGCACUCACCUAUUACUCGGAGCGGACGGUCACACGGACUUACCUCAUGCUGCUGCUCACCUGGGGGGUCUCGGUGAGCCUGGGCUUGCUGCCCAUCCUGGGCUGGAACUGUGUCAGGGACGCCUCGCUGUGCGGCGUGGUCCGCCCGCUGACCAAGAACAACUUAAUCAUCCUCUCCGUCUCCUUCUUCAUGGUGUUCGGCAUGAUGCUCCAGCUCUAUAUGCAGAUCUGCAAGAUCGUGUGCCGGCACGCCCACCAGAUCGCCCUGCAGCGGCACUUCCUCGCCACCUCCCACUACGUGACCACCAGGAAGGGCAUCUCCACCUUGGCCGUCAUCCUGGGCACCUUCGCCGUCUGCUGGCUCCCUUUUGCCAUCUACUGCCUGAUGGGGGACUACAGUUACCCGAGGCUGUACACGUACCUCACCUUCCUGCCGGCCAUUUAUAACUCCAUGAUCAACCCGGUUAUUUAUGCCUACCGUAACCAGGACAUCCAGAAGAUCCUGUGGACCGUUUGCUGCGGGUGUUUCUCGUCCAAGCUCCCCUUUCGCUCCAGGUCGCCCAGUGACGUCUAGCUGCUCAGAGGGGUAAGAGGGAGAGUGUCCCCGCCGCGUUGUUGAGCCAAGGUCCGGUCCCCGGGAGCUGAUCCAGUGUGAAAAAAAAACAAUUGCACUACAAACCAAAACCGACAUUGGGAAGCGAACGAGGGGUCUUAGCACUGCCUUCGUGUUUGCACAGCGGACAGUACCGAACCACAAGACCGAAUGCAAUGAAGAGACUUUGUGUACUGUAUCCGAAUUUGCACAUUAGUUUAAAACAAACUGUACCACAUGCACUUUCAAUUCAGUCCUUAUCUGCACAACAAAGUUUAUUAAAGAUAGUCGUUCGUGAUUU